GAAGAAGCAAGGGUGCAAGUAGUCAAGGAGGUGGCGAGAGUCACAAACACACAGCUUUUGCGCGUUUCUCCGGAAGUUAAGUCGGAGGCUGCAUCAUUCGCAGUUGAGCGACUGACGAAACUACGAGCUGUCGAGAAGGCAGCAGCGAAGAAGGCGUCAGGCGGAGAUGGGUCGUCGGGGGAAGAUGAGGAUGAGCUAACAUGCGCACCAUGGGAAGAGGAUAAUGGGGAGCGAAGUGAGUCAGAGACGUCUGAUGAUGCGGAAGAAUCUCAGAGCAGCGAUGGAGAUGGUGAUGGUCUCUAAGACAAGCAACUGUGACUGUGACGGUGUGGCCGAGGCUGCAUCGGACACGGUGGUGACCUCAUGGUGCUGGUGUUGUUCGUCCUUGAGGCAAAAUCAGACUGGGAUCGUGGGUCUGGGUGUGCUUUUCUUAUGCUUGGAUAUUUGUGGUUCUUGUUCUUCUGACCCUGAGGACGAGGAGACCACGACGGCGACGGUCAAUCUACUGGUGCUAUUAGUUCUCAUCGUGUGAUAAGGAGUACGCCCUCAAGAAGCAACACAGCAUCUACUUUCAGUUUCAUACUCAUCUUAUGGCUCGUCUUUGAUCGACGAUAACGAUAACGAAAUCGAGUUCGAAACUGAUAGUGAAAGCGACAAAGCAAACGCUGUAGACGAAGGCAUAGGGCCAGGCUGUUGCUUUUGUUAUCACAAGUAGUUACUUGUUGUUGUUACCUGUCGCUGUCCCUCAUAGGGAUAGGGAUAGGUUAGCCCUAUAUAAGUAUCCAGAUUUCCGUAGUCCAAUCCCUUGAGACACAGACAGAGACAGCGGCUUUGUUUGAUGCGGUGUCUGUGCUAUGGCUAUGGGAAGGGAGGUUCAGAAGGGGCGCGGUUUUUCAAGGAGAAAAAUCCGAACAGGUCGCAAUGUCAGUCAUAGCUUCUCUCUCAUUAUAAUAAGGACGUCAGGCUAGGCCUUCGUCUUGCAGUCGUGCUAGUAAUUGCUCGCUUAUCAGUUUGAGCGUUAAGAGCCCUUGCCCCUUCCCCAGGCCCAACACAUCCAUAGCAUGAAUCUACUAUCCAUCUCCAUCUCUAAUCCUCUAUAUUGUCGUGUGGAGCCGUCCGAGGAGGAAGAGGAAGGCCGAAGCUGUUGCUGCUGUUGUUGCCCUAGGAGGUGGCAAAUAUCAACGUCCUGCUAACACCAGCUUCGUCGCGAUUUUUCUUUCGAAUAAUAGAAACUCCAGUGGGAGUGGCGUCCUCACUUGCAGUAGAGGCUAUGCAGCAAGUCUAGUCUCGAAGUAGCCUGUAGUUGUUGCUGUAACUAUUGUAGCUGUUCUUGUUGAGUUGUUCUUGUUUUAGGAGUAGACUUGCUAUACUGUAGAAAAGCGUGAAGCCGUAUAUUUCUAAUGUUUCCCUCCAGAGCUUGAGCUUUUAUUUUCGAUUUCGAGUAAACGAAGUAGCAGUUUGAUCUUGAUGCCGUAGUAUUCUUAUUUGUUUCCAUCUUCUUAAUUUGAAUUCCAAAUCCAAUCAAGUUCAAGUCUUUGUCUGAAGUGCUUUGAGUAUGAGUUUGCGUUUGAGUUCGUUUCUG
Messenger RNA from Amoebophrya sp. A25, 1582 nucleotides. Lineage: Eukaryota; Dinophyceae; Syndiniales; Amoebophryaceae. The record is from the annotation of a GenBank genome assembly.